Molecule: messenger RNA, 2517 nt
Organism: Cuscuta campestris
Lineage: Eukaryota; Viridiplantae; Streptophyta; Magnoliopsida; Solanales; Convolvulaceae
Source: the annotation of a GenBank genome assembly
GAACCAGUAAGAGGUCUGAACCAUUAAGAGCUAGUAUAUUGCUUAACUAUUCAGAGGCAAAUGUCUGAUCAAUUCAGAUAACAGCUCUUAACCAUUCAGACUCUGUAUAAUACUUAACCAUUCAGAGGCAAAUCUCUUAACCAUUCAGACAUCUGAACCAUUAAGAGGCUGAAACAAACAGUCUGAACCAUUAAGUGCUGAAUCAUUCAGACAUCUGAACCAUUAAGAGGCUGAAACAAAGAGCUCCUAAAUUUCAAAUCUAUAGGAUACAAAUAGCUCACUUCAAUCAUGCGUUUACGAACUACGAAGUAAACUCUAAUUUCCUUGAGCACUUCGGUGAGCCAUAUAUAAAACAAAGACAUGGUGGACUCAGCCGUUAGGCGGUGGUUCACGGCGGCGGUAUUGAUUGCAUCACUGUCGGAGCCGGCGGUUAGCGGCCCACAAACCGACCAGCUAAACAAGGGGUGCAGCCAGUACAAUGCUACCGACGCCACAGAUUUCUCCCGGAGACUCAACUCCAGCUUUGCAGAUCUGAGAAACCAGCUAUUAUUGUCCCACCGGCAAAACAACAUCAGCAAACACUUCGCCACCACUGGGCCGCCUGUCUAUGCCAUGGUCCAGUGCAGAAACUACCUCUCCGCCGCUGACUGCGUUGCCUGUUAUGACGCGGCAGUGGCGGCCAUCCGAAGCUGCUCCUCCGCCAACGGUGGCCGUGUCAUAUUUGACGGCUGCUUCCUCAGGUACGAGAGCAAUAACUUCUAUGAUCAGACUACCCUACCAGGAAACCUUGCAAUUUGCAGCAACAGAACUGCCCUUCAAAGAGUUCCCUUCAAUGCAACAGUAGAACAACUGCUGAAUGAACUUCAGACUGCAACACCCAAAAUUGAUGGGUUUUUCGCUGCAACAAAGCGGGUGGUCUCUGGUGGCAGCAGUGGCGGUGCAGCCGCCUAUGCGGUGGCCCAAUGUGCGGAGACAAUCAGCAAAAGCGGCUGUCAAGAUUGCUUGGCGGUGGCUCACAAGAACAUACAAGGGUGUUUGGGUAAAUCUGCAGAGGGCAGAGCGGUUGAUGCCGCUUGUUUCUUGAGAUAUUCAGACACCCCUUUUUUCGCUGAAGAUCAUGUGACUAACCUUGAACCCUUCCUAGGAAUAGGGAGUUCAGGGAAGAAGAAGAAAGCGAUUAUUAUCGGAUGUGUUGUUGGAGGUAUGGGACUUGUUUUGGUAUUUGGAGUCGUUUUCCUUUUAUACCAAAGAUCUAACAAGCCAGAGGCUACCAAAAGAGGGAAUAUUUCUGGGACAACUGAGUUGAGAGGUCCAGAGACUUAUAGAUUCAAAGAUUUAAAAGCAGCAACAAAAGAUUUCUGCGAAGAAAAUAAACUCGGUGAAGGAGGUUUUGGCGGCGUAUAUAAGGGCGUCUUAAGGAGUGGGGAUGUGGUUGCAGUGAAGAAAUUGGCCAUGAUUUCGAGUAGGGCAAAAGCAGACUUUGACAGUGAGGUUAAGCUCAUUACAAAUGUCCAUCAUCGUAAUCUCAUCCGACUGCUUGGAUGUUCUUCCAAAGGCGAAGAUCUGCUAUUGGUCUAUGAAUACAUGGCAAAUGGCAGCCUUGACAAAUACUUAUAUGGAGAGAAACGAGGGACGCUGAACUGGAAGCAACGCUUUGAUAUAAUAUUUGGUACAGCGAGGGGUCUUGCCUAUCUACACGACCAGUUCCAUGUAUGCAUCAUACAUAGAGAUAUAAAGUCCAGCAAUAUACUAUUAGACAACAGCUUCCAGCCCAAAAUUGCUGAUUUUGGUUUGGCCAGGCUCUUACCCGAAAACCAGAGUCAUCUUAGUACCAGAUUUGCAGGAACUUUGGGAUAUACAGCUCCAGAAUAUGCAAUCCAUGGUCAUUUGUCUGAAAAAGUUGACACGUACAGUUUUGGUGUCGUCGUCCUGGAGAUUGUUAGUGGGCGAAGAAGCGGCGACGUCCAAUCUGACCCUGAAAAUGAGUAUCUCCUUGAGCAGGCAUGGAAUGUGUGUGAGAGCGGGAACCACCUAAAACUUAUGGAUGAGAGUUUAGACCCAAAUGACUAUAAACCAGAAGACGCAAAGAGAAUCGUGGAGAUCGCACUGAUGUGCACCCAAUCACCCCCAAACCGAAGGCCAAGCAUGUCUGAAGUUGUUGUCAUGCUUUCAAGCGAUCAUUCAACCACGCAUGACGCCCCAAAAAGGCCUUCCAUUAUUGAUUUCGACAAGAGCGCGAGUACUGCAAACACAUCAACCACCACUCUAUCGUCCACUUCUAAUGCCACUGUUUCAUUUUCUCGUGCCACGGGUCGCUAGUCUUUCCCGUCUCGAGAUAUUCGUUAAUGCCUACGUGCUGUAUUGUUAAUAGUAUGGCCCUGUAAAACAAGCUUUUAAUAAACCGAACAUGAAAGCAGUUGCUUCACAAAAGCUUUAAUGCCUCUUAUUUUUGUUUACAUUUGAGAUGCAUAUGAUACAUAUGUUUAUACUUUGUAAAAAUAAUCUGAACAUAGUGGA